UUGUAUGGUAAAAGGUGAAAUAUUUGGAGGAAUUGAGGUUGGUGGUGACAACAAUGACACCGAAGUUCUUAUGCAAUCUUUGGGAAAGUGCUGUUCCUGCCUUUCCCAGGAACAUACAACAACAUGCACUUUUAAAGGACAAGGGAAAGGAUCUGUUCCUGAUGUUCUUUCCGUGAUUAAAGGACCAUGGGCUAUCAUCUACUGGCAGGAAAGUUCAAAAACCUUGUGGUUUGGUCGAGAUGCUUUUGGUCGGCGAAGCCUCCUUGUGCACUGGCCAACUAUGGAGGAUUCCCGUUUUUUGUUAUCAUCUGUGACGCCAACUUCUUCUAGUUUACAAUAUUCUGGCUUUGAAGUUGAAAAUGGGACUAAUGGCAACAAAUUUUGGGAAGAGCUUUCAUGCGGGAUAUACAGUAUGUCAGUGGAUGCCAGAAAAUUAGAUGGGAGAUUUCUUGGUGAAAUCAAGAAGCAUGAAUGGACUAAUCCCUUCUAUCUAUGGCACUGCUUUGAAGUUGAAAAUGGGACUAAUGGCAACGAAUUUUGGGAAGAGCUUUCAUGCGGGAUAUACAGUAUGUCAGUGGAUGCUAGAAAAUUAGAUGGGAGAUUUCUUGGUGAAAUCAAGAAACAUGAAUGGACUAAUGUUAUGCUGAAACAAUUGAUUGAAUGGGAAAGAGUUUGGCCUAAUCAUGCUUCAGGUUCAGUAGCGGCCCAGAAUGUGCUGACAGCUUUGAGGGAAUCGAUGAUGCGGCGCAUAUCACUGCAUAAAAUUUAUCAGGCAGUUGCAUGUGGUGCUAGACAAAAUGAAAAUGUUCCUCUGGCUGUUCUUUUCUCUGGUGGAUUAGAUUCUAUGAUUCUUGCAGCGUUAUUGGAUGAAUGCCUAGAUCCUAAUUGUAAGUGUUGCUAUCUAUCUAUUCAUCUAUCUAUAUUUUUAGUUAUUCAUUUCUACGCAAAAGCAGGAAUAAAGGAACUUAGAAGGGUUGCACCUUUAAGAAGGUGGAGACUUGUUCAUAUCGAUGCUGAUUUGUCAAAGUUGAGGUGGGAAACAAAGCAUGUCUUGUCACUCAUUAAUCCUGCAAAUACCUACAUGGUACCCAUAGUUCCUUUCUUGGAUGAAGACGUUAUUAGGACACUUUUGGAUAUUCCGCUUUGGGAGGUUGCCCAUCUUGAUCAACCAAGUGGAAAAGGCGAUAAGAAGAUUUUGAGAGAGGUUGCUGAAAUACUUGGUUUGCAUAAUGCUGCAAUUCUGCCGAAGAGAGCAAUUCAGGUCCAUUUUCUUUCUUUUUAGUUGUCACACAUUGAACAAUUUUUCUUCUGAUUUAAUUAUUUAUUUUUUAGUUUAUGUUCUUCUGUUUAACAAUAGACAUUAUGAGAACUCUAUAUCAUUCGUCUUGUUGAAAGAGUACUGCUAUUUGCAGGGUUUUGCUAUUUGAUUGACCUUGAUUUUUGUUUUAAAGUUUUUAAAAUUGCUUCAGCAGAUUAUUGACAGUUGGUACAUGAGAACAAAAGUUGACUAGAACAUAUCUUUUGCAUAAAA
This is a messenger RNA of Theobroma umbraticum, 1531 nucleotides long. Lineage: Eukaryota; Viridiplantae; Streptophyta; Magnoliopsida; Malvales; Malvaceae. The record is from RefSeq and is a predicted model, not a curated record.